Messenger RNA from Pangasianodon hypophthalmus (striped catfish), 3254 nucleotides. It is a transcript of the gene dis3, whose product is annotated as DIS3 exosome endoribonuclease and 3'-5' exoribonuclease. The record is from RefSeq and is a predicted model, not a curated record. NCBI's taxonomy places the organism in Eukaryota, Metazoa, Chordata, Actinopteri, Siluriformes, Pangasiidae. Gene Ontology annotation, biological process: rRNA catabolic process. The coding region runs from base 103 to 2958 and encodes 951 amino acids. Gene Ontology annotation, cellular component: nuclear exosome (RNase complex); cytoplasmic exosome (RNase complex). Gene Ontology annotation, molecular function: RNA binding; 3'-5'-RNA exonuclease activity; endonuclease activity. The transcript has 21 exons.
AUGUUUGUGGUUGGCCCGGAUGUCGGAUAGACACACGUGGGGUUCCUGUGCCUUGUGUUUUCAUAAAUGUUUUGUGCGUAAAUUUGACAACUACCGCUAGCCAUGUUAAAGUCCAAAACGUUUGUUAAAAAGACCCGCUCGGGUGGCGUGUUGAAAAUAGUACGUGAACACUAUCUGCGGGAUGAUAUUUGGUGCGGAUGUGAAGUUUGUAGCGAAUGUAAAGACGAAUCUCCGGUACUGCAGCGUGAUGCCUGUAUAGAGAGCAACCUGUGCACCUUUCCUCACUAUCUCAUCCCGGACACUAAUGUAGUCCUGCAUCAGAUCGACAUUCUGGAGGAUCCCCUGAUCAGGAAUGUGAUCAUCCUGCAGACGGUUUUACAGGAGGUCCGACACAGAAGUGCUCCAGUGUACAAACGGAUUAAAGAUGCUAUCCAUGACAAGGAGAAACAUUUUUAUACAUUCACUAAUGAACAUCACAGGGAGACAUUUGUUGAAAGGGAGCAGGGUGAGAGCGCCAACGACCGCAAUGACCGAGCCAUUCGCGUGGCGGCUAAGUGGUACACAGAGCACCUGAGCAAAUCACCGAGCGGUGCAGAGCUGAAAGUGGUGCUGCUCACAAAUGACCGCGCAAACAAGGAGAAAGCCGAACAGAGCGGCGUGAUCGCUUACAAAUGUGAGGAGUACAUCAGAAGCCUGAUUGGCAAUCCCGAGCUGGUGGACAGACUGGCACUGACCUCUGAUGAUCAAAAUGAGAUCAGUGGCAGUAAAGUACUUUUCCCAGAGCAUCUGCCUCUGUCCAAGAUUCAGACGGGUAUCAAGAGCGGCGCCUUUCUGCAGGGGUCGUUCCGGGCAAACACCGACAACUACCUGGAGGCUACCGUCUUCAUCCAUGGAGAAGGAGACAAGACCACGGAGGUUCUCCUCCAGGGCCUGCAAAACCUGAACCGGGCCGUGCACCAGGACGUUGUGGCUGUGGAGCUCUUCCCCAAAGAUCGCUGGGUCGCUCCUUCUUCUGUGGUGCUGCAGGACGAUCGGCAGAAUGAUGAAGACACAGAGGAAGAGGAGGCAGAGAAGAAGCUGGAGAGCCCUGUACCGGAUACCACUAUGCUAAAGCCCACUGGCCGUGUGGUGGGGAUUAUCAAGAGGAACUGGCGGCCCUUCUGCGGGAUGCUCAACCAGUCUCAAAUCAAAGAGGCCACCAGGCAUCUGUUCACUCCUGCAGACAGAAGAAUCCCACGGAUCCGCAUCGAGACACGUCAGGCCUCCACUUUGAUAGGCCAGAGGAUCAUCGUGGCCAUUGACGGCUGGCCGAAGAAUUCCAGAUAUCCCAAUGGUCACUUUGUGAGGAACCUGGGAGGGGCAGGUGAUAAGGAGACAGAGACAGAGGUUCUGCUUUUAGAGCACGACGUUCCGCACCAGGCUUUCUCACAGGCCGUGCUCAGCUUCUUACCCAAAAUGCCCUGGAGUGUCACAGAAGAGGAUCUGAAAGUGAGAGCGGAUCUGAGGCACCUGUGUGUGUGCAGUGUCGACCCUCCUGGAUGCACAGACAUUGAUGAUGCCUUACACUGUCGUGAACUGGACAACGGAAACCUGGAGGUCGGUGUCCAUAUUGCAGACGUGAGCCACUUUAUUCGCCCAGGAAACGCGUUAGAUCAGGAGGCAGCCAACAGAGGCACCACAGUCUAUCUGUGUGGAAAGAGGAUUGAUAUGGUUCCUGAGCUUCUGAGCUCUAAUCUCUGCUCUCUGCGCUCCAAUGUGGAAAGGUUAGCAUUUUCCUGUAUUUGGGAAAUGAACCACAACGCUGAAAUCAUAAAUACCCGCUUCACCAAGAGUGUCAUUAAUUCCAAGGCCUCUCUGACAUACGCUGAAGCUCAGAUGCGAAUUGAUGACUCCAGCAUGAACGACGACGUCACCAAGAGCCUCCGGGGUCUGAACAAGCUGGCCAAGAUCUUAAAGGGCCGGCGAAUUGAAAAAGGGGCCCUGACGCUGUCCUCUCCUGAAGUGCGGUUCCACAUGGACAGUGAGACUCAUGACCCUAUAGACCUCCAGACUAAAGAGCUAAAAGACACUAACUCCAUGGUGGAGGAGUUCAUGUUGCUGGCGAACAUCUCUGUGGCCCAGAAGAUCUAUGAGGAGUUCUCUGAGUGUGCUCUUCUCAGGAAACACCCUGCGCCUCCUCCAUCCAACUACGACAUCCUUAUCAAGGCCGCCAAGUCAAAGAAUCUAGUGAUCCGGACGGAUUCUGCCAAGGCUCUGGCUGAUUCUCUGAACGAGGCCACUCUGGAGAAUUUUCUCUACUUCAACACACUGCUGCGUAUCUUAGCCACACGCUGCAUGAUGCAGGCCGUUUACUUCUGCUCGGGGAUGGACAGCGACUUCCACCAUUACGGCCUGGCCUCACCCAUCUACACACACUUCACCUCGCCCAUCAGGAGGUACUCUGACAUCAUAGUGCACCGGCUGCUGGCUGUGGCCAUCCACGCUGACAGCACCUACCCCGAGCUCAUGGACAAACACAAGCAGUCAGCUCUGUGCAACAACCUCAACUACAGACACAAGAUGGCGCAGUAUGCCCAGAGAGCCUCAGUGGCCUUCCACACACAGCUCUUCUUCAAGAACAAAGGUAUCCUGAACGAAGAAGGCUUCAUUUUGUUUGUAAGGAAGAACGCCAUCAUCAUCCUCAUCCCAAAGUUCGGCCUGGAGGGCACGGUGUUCUUCGAGAACAAGGACAAACCGGGACCACGGCUCAGCUUCGACUCUGAGGGCCCCACUCUGACCGUGGCGGAUCAGCACACUUUCCACAUGUUCGACAAGGUGAAAGUGACCAUCAGUCUGGAUGCCUCCAACAUCCAGCACCAGAAGAUCAGGAUGGCUCUGUUAGAGCCAGUGAUCCCGGGUGUCAGUGUGCCGUUACCAGAACUAGAACCCGAGGCAAAGAAACCCAAACUGGAUCGCUGAGACCUCUGACUGCCUUCACCAUCUGUGUCUAGUUUCUUAUUUUAAUGCUCAUUUUUAAAUCUCUGUAAAUAUUCUUUUGCUCAGUCGGGUCUAGGAGUUAUAAUAUAGAGACAUGGAGCUCUGUAUGAAUUGUAGGUCAGUUUCAGGAGUGUGUGAUUGGAUUUCUGGGCGAUACAUUAUUCUGUUUCACUGAACGUCACAAAACUGGCCUUUGGUUCAGGAACAAAUGGAUUAUAAAUUUACCGACAUUAACAGCAGAACAACUGUUAUUAAUUAAAAUGAGUUUUUUAAACAAA